AUGAAGAAGAUGAGUAACAUCUAUGAGUCAGCGGCCAACACGCUGGGGAUCUUUAACAGUCCCUGUUUGACCAAAGUUGAGCUUCGUGUGGCAUGCAAAGGCAUUUCUGACAGAGAUGCUCUGUCCAAGCCGGACCCCUGCGUCAUCCUCAAGAUGCAGUCUCAUGGGCAGUGGUUUGAGGUGGACAGGACAGAGGUGAUCCGUACCUGCAUAAACCCAGUAUACUCGAAACUGUUUACAGUGGACUUUUACUUUGAAGAGGUUCAGCGUCUCCGGUUUGAGGUCCAUGACAUCAGCAGCAACCACAAUGGGCUGAAGGAGGCUGAUUUCCUGGGUGGCAUGGAGUGCACACUUGGCCAGAUUGUAUCCCAGAGAAAGCUUUCCAAGUCCUUGCUGAAGCAUGGGAACACAGCUGGGAAAUCCUCCAUCACGGUGAUUGCUGAAGAAUUAUCAGGCAAUGAUGACUAUGUGGAGCUUGCAUUCAAUGCACGGAAAUUGGACGAUAAGGAUUUCUUCAGUAAAUCAGACCCAUUUCUGGAAAUUUUCAGAAUGAAUGAUGACGCAACUCAGCAGCUUGUGCACCGGACAGAGGUUGUGAUGAAUAACUUGAGCCCAGCCUGGAAGUCGUUCAAAGUCUCGGUGAAUUCUCUGUGCAGUGGAGAUCCAGACCGCCGGCUGAAGUGCAUAGUGUGGGACUGGGACUCCAAUGGCAAGCAUGACUUUAUUGGAGAAUUCACCUCCACCUUCAAGGAGAUGAGAGGAGCCAUGGAAGGGAAACAGGUACAGUGGGAAUGCAUCAACCCCAAGUACAAGGCCAAGAAGAAGAAUUACAAGAACUCAGGCAUGGUGAUUCUGAAUCAGUGUAAGAUCCACAAGAUGCAUUCCUUCUUGGACUACAUCAUGGGUGGCUGCCAAAUCCAGUUUACAGUAGCUAUAGAUUUCACUGCCUCUAAUGGAGACCCCAGGAACAGCUGUUCCCUGCACUACAUCCACCCGUACCAGCCCAAUGAGUACCUAAAGGCGUUGGUGGCUGUAGGAGAGAUUUGCCAAGACUACGACAGUGACAAAAUGUUCCCGGCUUUUGGGUUUGGUGCCAGGAUACCCCCAGAGUACACGGUCUCUCAUGACUUCGCAAUCAACUUUAAUGAAGACAACCCAGAGUGUGCAGGAAUUCAAGGAGUCGUGGAAGCCUAUCAGAGCUGCCUUCCCAAGCUCCAGCUGUAUGGUCCCACCAACAUCGCUCCCAUCAUUCAGAAGGUUGCCAAGUCAGCUUCAGAGGAGACCAACACCAAAGAGGCAUCGCAAUACUUCAUCCUGCUGAUCCUGACAGACGGUGUCAUCACAGACAUGGCUGAUACCCGAGAGGCCAUCGUCCAUGCCUCCCACCUCCCCAUGUCAGUCAUCAUCGUGGGAGUGGGGAAUGCCGACUUCAGUGACAUGCAGAUGCUGGACGGCGAUGAUGGAAUUCUAAGGUCACCCAAGGGAGAGCCUGUCCUUCGAGACAUCGUCCAGUUUGUGCCCUUCCGGAACUUCAAACACGCAUCGCCAGCUGCCCUUGCAAAGAGUGUGUUGGCUGAAGUCCCAAAUCAAGUCGUGGACUAUUACAAUGGUAAAGGAAUUAAACCAAAGUGUUCAUCGGAAGUGUAUGAGUCUUCCAGGACACUGGCACCAUGA
Molecule: messenger RNA, 1674 nt
Organism: Cricetulus griseus (Chinese hamster)
Lineage: Eukaryota; Metazoa; Chordata; Mammalia; Rodentia; Cricetidae
Source: RefSeq, a predicted model, not a curated record